Messenger RNA from Saccostrea echinata, 1969 nucleotides. RefSeq lists its product as uncharacterized. The record is from RefSeq and is a predicted model, not a curated record. The transcript has 3 exons. The coding region runs from base 75 to 968 and encodes 297 amino acids. Lineage: Eukaryota; Metazoa; Mollusca; Bivalvia; Ostreida; Ostreidae.
AGCAAAACGGACGACUAUUUUUGUGUACUAUUAGGCCUACAAACAAACAUCGUCCUACACAUGCAAAAGAUUGAAUGAUGGCAUCAGUCGCUCGGAAUCCAGGUUACAAGAGGAUAUCUCGACAUUUUCUGAAGAACUGUGGAUUCAAGCUUCUUUCAGUUGAUGAAACAGCAGUGGAAGCGGUGGUCAGUCAUCCAGGGCCUACAGUAUCGGAUUACGAUGUUUAUGGGCAGCCAAAAAUUUGGAACAUGAUGAACUUAGUGGUGUCUGGCAGGAUGUUUGUUCACCAUCAGCCAUUAGAUGAAAGUGGCAGAACAUUCAGGGACUUUGAAAAACUGACCAGUGACUGUUUAACAUUCCUUGUGACUUCAGAAGUGUGUUUCACAAAAGCCCUGUAUGAUCCGGACGUGCCUAAAAGUACACUAUUGACAACUGUCAAAGGAGGUUACAUUGGAAACACGUCCUUUAAUUCACACUCAUUCCUGAAAACAGAAACCAAUGAACUCCUCAUCAGCAACAUCAACCAGGUUGUCAGUAUUGAUUUUGAAACCAGGCGACCUAAGCCCUUACCCUCAUGGUGGAAAAUGAAGUAUGCAGAGACAGCUAAAAACUUUCAGUCUUACAAACUAGAGAAGUUUCCAAGGGCAGAAAAAACAAGCAUAUACGAAGCCAAAGUGGCAUGGAGUGACACUGAUAUGAAUAACCAUACUACCUGGAGUGCUUAUGUCCGAUAUGCCAAAGAUGCUGCCCACCAUGCAGCCAGAACUGGUUCCCUGCCAAGCUUUGAAGAGAAUCUAGGGAAGGGAAUCAGUAAGAUUCAAUCUCAUUAUUUAGGCGAGAGUUUAGAGGGAGAUGAGCUCACUGUACAUGUAUGGGAAGAUUUGGGAGAAUGUUAUCAGUUAAAAUGCCACAUUGACAAAGAUGAGAAAUGCUUAUUUCAAAGUGUUAUAUCAUUUUUUAGUAGCUGAGAAAAAUAACUGGGUAUUUUCUUCACCAUCAUAACUAUGUAUAUUGUAUACUAUUUAGUGCAAUGCACAUUACCUUUUUAGUGAUCAAAUUUAUACAUGAAUAUGCAUGUAUUAUGUAAAUUUGCAAUAUAUUCUGAUUUUGAAUUUAAGAUAUUAAAAUUUUAUUUAUAUUCUGUGUAAUGUCCCCAUCAAUUUAAAGAGAUACAUGUAACAUUCUGUUGCUGAAGUUAUUUCCCUUUGUCCGUAAUUCCAUGCAUUUUACAGAACAACAAGUGUAUAUGAGGACUGAAGUUGAAUCAAAGUCAGUCUUCUCAAUUAGUAAACCCACAGUUGCAUGUACAUGAAUGUAGUAUGUUGAAAUGAAAGCAUUCUAAUAUAGUGUACCGUCAUGUAGUAUACAUGUAUCUAGUCAAUUCAUUGUUUAACAUCAACCUAAUUGCAACAGAAAUCAUUAUGUAAAAUGUAAACUGUACUAUUCACAAAUAAUAUACAGUAAAACUCGUUUAGUAAGAACACUGAUAUAGCGAAUUCACGGAUAUAGCAAAUUUUUCUUGGAUCCCCAGCUAUAAAUUUAACGAAUUUCUUAUACGGAUAUAACGAAUUACAGAUAUAGCAUAAGCGAAGUAAUUUCACAGGUCCCAGUGACUUCGUUAUAACCGAGUUUUACUGUAUGAUGGAAAUUCUAACAAAAUCUAGAGUGGAAAGCUUUACUUUUUUAAAAUAAGAAUUACUGUAGAAAAAGGGGCAUAACUCUUCAUGACAGUGUUUUUAGCCCAUUUUUUAGUGCACUUUUUUAUCUUGAAGAGAAAGCAAGUGAAUAAAAAUCUAUUAGAUGGAAUUUUAAGAUGUAGUUAGAUGUUUUUAUACACAGCAAAAAAAUUUGGAUAGAUUUAAAGAGUUGUUCCCUUUUUCUUUUAAACCAAAUCAUACAAAAUAGCUUUCACGUCAUUAUAGGGUGUAUAAUUUUUAAGACUUUGUUCUUUAUUUCAAAAAUACUUGAG